AUAUUUGUUUAUAUCGUUUAAACACAGUAAUGCCUCUGUGACUUGUUGCGUGUUUUAAGAUAAAUAUGUAAGAAAUUUGUAUCAUUUGACAAUUGGUUGUGGAAAGAACAGCAGAAAUGGGAAAAAUCCACCAGGCGCAAACGGCAAUAACAUGCUCUCUCGGUAACUUGAUCGUCGGCCUGCUCUACGUAUGGCCGUCGUACACACUCAACCUGUACACAGCGAAGAACACUACAGUUCUAUCGGAGCCGAUGUCGGAACUUGAGAGCUCGCUGGUGGGCAGCAUCCCGUCCCUUGGAGCUAUGGUCGGAACUGCCGCUAUUGGGUUCUUGCUCAGUGUGUUUGGGAGGAAGAGAGGCGGAGUCAUCCUUGCCUUGCCUGUGACUAUAUCCUGGCUGGUUGUAGAUCUGACUACAUCAUCGAAAGUAAUUUUAGCAGCGAGGUUCUUCGGUGGGUUAUCAGUUGGAGCCAUCAUGUGUCAUUCGCCUAUAUACAUUUCAGAAAUAGCAGAAGAAUCUAUAAGAGGAAUGUUGACUUCUGCUCCAGUGGCAUGCUACUGCCUUGGUGUUUUAUUCUCGUACCUACUCGGCUGGUUCUUUACCUACCGGUACAUCAUCUGGAUAAACAUCUGUGUCUGUCUCCUCUACAUAGCCCUCAUGAUGUGCUUGACAGAGAGCCCUGUGUACUUGAUGAGAAAGAAUAAGGAAGAGGAAGCUGCGAAAGCUAUAGCUCACUACAGGGGCUUGUCUACAUCGUCAAAAAUUGUACUCGAAGAGGUUUCACGACUGAGGCAACAGAUAACGCCGUCUGUUGAGCUAGUUCCGGUUAAUACUGAGGAAAAACCGGAAGAAACCGAAAAGAGCAAACUCAGUGCUGAAGAAUACUCGCCCGAGCCUCCCAAGAUGCCGACGUGGAAAUUACUUUUUUUUUCACCAUCGUCUCGGCGUGCCUUCACUGUUGUAGGACUAACGUUGUCUCUUCAGGUCAUGAUGGGUAUGGUGGCGGUCCAAGUGUACGCCAAGGACAUAUUCAGCAGCGCAGCCCCGAAUCUCUCCUCCCACAUGUGCUCCGUCCUGCUCGCAUUUGUACUCCUCAUGGGCAGCUUGCUCAGUACUGUCUUGACUGACAAGUUUGGAAGAAGAAUCCUGUUGGUCUUAUCUUCCAUAGCAGUGGCACUGUGUCUGAUUCUCAUGGGAGUGCAGCUCCAGACCAUGAUAGCGCCCGCUUGGUUGACGGCCGUCUUGAUCCUCGUCUACUGUUUCUCCUUCAUGUUCGGAGCCGGCAGUAUACCAUACGUCUUACUGGCUGAAGCUUUUACACCAGAGGUCCAAAGCUUGGCGUCCAUGAUUCAGAUGGAGAGCGUAUGGUUCCUCAAUUUCUUCCUCGUCGCCGUGUUCCCGUUCAUGGUGAAGUUCUUCGGUAUCUACGGCUCCUUCUACUCCUUCGCGCUUUUCGCCAUCAUGGACCUGAUCGUUGGCCUCACAAUCUUGCCCGAAACUAAAGGGCUCACCAACGAACAAAUACAAGAAGUUUUCUUGAGGCGGCGGAUCAAGUGACCAAACGAACUAGUGUUAACGUGUAAAUAUUAUGAAUAAGUGAACUCUAGUGAAUACUCUUAGGAGCAAGUGCCAGUGCCAAAUAUAUUGUUAACUUUAA
This is a messenger RNA of Aricia agestis (brown argus), 1656 nucleotides long. RefSeq names its product facilitated trehalose transporter Tret1-like. The record is from RefSeq and is a predicted model, not a curated record. NCBI's taxonomy places the organism in Eukaryota, Metazoa, Arthropoda, Insecta, Lepidoptera, Lycaenidae. Gene Ontology annotation, cellular component: membrane. Gene Ontology annotation, molecular function: transmembrane transporter activity. Bases 117 to 1556 code for a protein of 479 amino acids. Gene Ontology annotation, biological process: transmembrane transport. The transcript has 10 exons.